Messenger RNA from Homalodisca vitripennis (glassy-winged sharpshooter), 4356 nucleotides. RefSeq lists its product as uncharacterized. The record is from RefSeq and is a predicted model, not a curated record. Bases 1 to 4356 code for a protein of 1451 amino acids. NCBI's taxonomy places the organism in Eukaryota, Metazoa, Arthropoda, Insecta, Hemiptera, Cicadellidae. The transcript is spliced from 9 exons. Gene Ontology annotation, molecular function: DNA helicase activity. Gene Ontology annotation, biological process: telomere maintenance; DNA repair.
AUGGUAAGAGAGGUUGAGAGUGGGGACUAUCUUAGUACUGACCAUAUGGAUAGGUUCGGAAGCAUACUGGAUGAAAACACUGAGUAUCAUCCUGUAAGCUGUUUGGCCAUUGAUGCAAUGGAAGGUGUUUCGGCUGUCGCUACACCUCACAUACAAAUUCUGUUCUCGGGGAAGAUCGACGCCAGUUCUAUCGGUCAUUGGAUUGUGGUCUUCCACGAUGGCAGUAAUUUGUAUGUGUACGACAGUCUGAACAGUGCCCACCUCACUGCAGACCAAACUAAGCUGCUCUCCCUUCUGUUCCCGGACCUAUCCAUCGUUCCAGCAUUUAUUCCCGUCCAAAGGCAAGAAAACGGUUUUGACUGCGGCGUAUUCGCCAUUGCUAAUGCUACUUCACUUGCCCUUGGCCGGGACCCAGCCAAACUGCGCUAUGAUAUACCAUCAAUGCGCCCCCAUUUGGCUGAAAUGCUGCGCACGGGUAGACUGGAUAUGUUCCCUACGCUAUCAGUGUCCUCUCCUCCUGAGCCAAUAAUCAAAGAUCCUAAUUCUACUUGUUUAAGCAUUGUCGAAUCUUUACCGCCAUUAGAAAUAAGUACCAUGUCCGUCUGUGCUCCAGUUAAAAAGGGGCCGGGGAUGCUGUUCAUCGUUACACUGAGCAGCACCCUCAAGUCAACCGAGAUGCUGUUCAACGUUACACUGAGCAGCACCCUCAGGUCCACCGAGAUGCUGUCCAGCGUUACACUGAGCAGCACCCUCAGGUCCACCGAGAUGCUGUUCAGCGUUACACUGAGCAACAUCCUCAGGUCCAUCGAGAUGCUGUUCAGCGCUACACUGAGCAGCAUCCUGAAGUUCACAGGGGUGCUGUUCAGCGUUAUACAGAAAAACAUCCUGACACAAAUUUACAAAAAGCUGUUCGAUGAAGAGAAGGAUAGGAAGAAAUGGUGUUGCGGUGAGGGAUCUUAUAAAGUCCAUAAUUUACCUCCUCUGGACGCCAGUUUCUAUUCUAACCGUCUGUUCAUCGAACGAGCCCGUGCCUACAAUGACUUGUUUGCCUUCUGCGCUCUCGAGGUGACUGGGGGGUACCGUCAUCCUUCAGGCCUCGCCUUCUUUAAGAUCGAAGGUAAGAUGUACCACCAGGUUCACAGUCUGGACGCUCCAGGUCAAAAGUUUAGGACCAAGGGAGGUGAUGUCCAGUUUGUGAACCGGUGCCGCCUGUACAUAGAUGAUGGCGAGGAGCGCAAAAAACAUUGCCAUGGAUUGAGUGAUGAGCCUUCAGUCAACGCUCAUUUGGAAUUUGAAGUGACCAGCAGAUCUACCCAUGGCCCUGUUCUUGGAGAUAGGCAAACAGGCAUUGAAGUGCACGCUGUAUUGAGCAAUGAAGACACCAUAACUGAUCCAAGAAAAUUGACCAUCUGGAAGAAGAGUGAUAGGCGUCCGUCUUCCGUUGACCUCUUUAGCCCCUUAAUGGAGCCUUUCCAAUAUCCGUUGCUCUAUCCUCAAGGACCACUGGACGAGCUCCUUGAAGCUCAACGGGGUAGGCAAGCUGGUGGGCAGGUUUUAGGCGACAUCACCCGCGAUGAAACAGUCUUGGGUGAGGGUGGGGUGCAGGCUGGAAAAGUUUACCUCCCAAGUUCGUUUACCGGUGGACCCAGAUACAUGAAGGUACAUUACGAGAACGCAAUGGGCCUUGUGUCUCGUCUGGGUUCACCUACGUUUUUCCUGACGUUCACCUUCAGUGCUACUUGGGAGGAAAACAAGAAGGCCUGCCCUCACAACAGCGGGCGCAGUGACCCCUCAACAGCCUGCAGAAUCUUCCAGAUUAAACUUGGCGAACUCCUCCGAGAUCUGCGCAGCGGAGCAAUGUUUAGCCGUCCGGCACGUGACAUUGACUCCGUAAUACGCGCAGACAUCCCUUCGGAGGAGGAAGCCGCUGGAAGACUCAGGAAGUUGGUGCUGAAACACAUGAUUCAUGGUCCAUGUGGUACUGACCACCGCACCGACUUCCUGUGCUGGGACUCUGCAAAGGGGCACUGCAACAAGUUCUACCCCAAGCCUGCCUGCCAAACCACCCACGUGGACGAGAGGGGGUUCGUCCAAUACAAACGAGACUACACAAACGAAGGCUUUAUCACAUCACGGAGGAGACAGAUCAAAGUGCAUGAUGGCUGGGUCGUUCCGUACAAUUCCGCAUUACUGCUCAAAUACGAGGCGCACAUAAACUUGGAGCUUGCUUCUACUCGUCGCGUAAUCAAGUACCUCUUUAAGUACCUCAUGAAAGGCGGUUCUCUCCAGAACGUAACCGUCACUCCCCUGGGGAAACAAGAGGAUGAGGUCGAGCAUUACGUGACGAAGAGAAUGGUGGGUGCCAGCGACGCAUGCUGGCGUCUUCUCGACUUUCCUGUGUCAAAGCUCGAGCCCACCGUUGAGUGUCUUCCCGUGCAUUUAGAGGGCAAACAAAGUGUUGUCUUUCGGCCGAGACAGCUCUCUGAUGCAGUCACUCAAGCAAGCUCCAAGCUUAUGGUCUACUUCAAUCGCCCGCACCAUGAAACUUUUGACAAUGUCACGUACCAGACAUUUUACGAGAAGUUCAUGGUGCACACUAAGCGCCCACGUACUGCGGAAUUGUACGAACACCCCGAUGGCCAUCACUUUGUAACGACUCGCCAGCGUAGUGAGAAGGUAUGUAGGUUGAUGUGGGUCUCUCCCAACCGAGGAGAACAAUACUACCUUCGUAUUCUACUUAUGUCUACACCUUGCCGUGGUUACGUUGAUCUUCUGGCUCGUGGCGGUCCUGGUUGCCGGACGUUUCAGGACGUAGCCCGCAAUCUCGGCCUGGUGGAAGACGAAGAAGAAUACAAUCACGCGCUGCGCGAGGCAUCUACGUUUAUGACUGGACGUAGGCUCCGUUCCUUCUUCGUGAUCCUCUGCAACAUGGGAGCUCCCGCUGCUCUUCUGUGGGAGUCUUUCAAGAACCACCUUAGCGAGGAUCACUUAGAAAGGAACCCUCUCGACCCUGAACUGGCGGAUGACACGACUGAGUUAGGUAGAGAGCUACUCAACUACGGCGAGAACCUCCAGCGAACCAUCGUUGAGGACUGGGUGCCCAAACUCUCCCCAGACCAGCGCCGUGUGUUUGAGUACGUUCGCUCUCUGCUUCUCAACCCCCGUGACCGACGCACUUCUAGAAUCAUAUUUCUGGACGGUCCCGGGGGUUAUGGGAAGACCUCUCUGAUUCGUGUCAUCCUUGCGUAUGUCCGUGGUUGUCGACAGGUUGCACUCGCCGUGGCUAGCUCAGGGAUUGCUGCAAGGAACAUGGCUGGAGGAACAACAGCACAUAGCAUGUUCCGACUCCCUCUAGACCUAGGUCACGGCACAGGUGUGUGGAACAUCACCAACGGGUCCCAGCGAGCAGAACUCAUCAGAGCAGCACAGCUCAUUGUGUUUGAUGAGGCCCCGAUGGCACACCGCUACAUCUUCGAGAUGAUCGACAGAUCCCUCCGGGAUCUCAUGAAUAGUAGUGUGCCAUUCGGGAAUAAGAUCUUCAUCUGCUCCGGGGACUUCCGUCAGAUUGCGCCCGUCGUUGAGAAGGCUCGCACACCAGCUGAUGUCGCGUGCGUGUCACUUCGGGCGUCACAUCUGUGGCGACUGUUCACACUAUUUUCCCUGACGACACCCCAGAGAACUAGUGGUUCCAUUGACUACUCCAACUUCCUCCUUGGAGUAGGCAAUGGAACAAUAAAUCCUUUACUUUUUGGAGAAGGCCGCGAGAGAGAGUCUCUCAUUCCCCUCACUGGGGAGAUCAACGGUCGCAUCCUAGACCUCAUGGACGGGCGCAUUCAUGAGUUGAGAAGCGCGGACACCGUGGACAGAGAAGACGACGACGGGCUGGAUGUGGACGUAAAUCUCCUCAACCAGGCCACUGGCAAAGGAGUGCCAGAUCACGUCCUGCGUCUCAAGGUCGGCUCCGUAUGCUUAAUCAUGAGAAACUUAAAUAUCGGUGAUGGACUCGUGAACGGCACCAAAGUCAUUGUGACGGCGAUCAGCAGCCGACUGAUCACCGUCAGACUUAUCGGCAACACGUUCGCGUUUGCCGAAGGAUCGCCGCUCCGGUUUUGUCGCCGUCAGUUCCCCCUCAUGUUGGCGUACUGCAUGACUGGUCACAAGAGCCAAGGCCAGACAAUUGAGUACGUCGGAGUCGACCUGAGAACGGACUGCUUCACUCAUGGCCAGCUCUACGUCCUGUUGAGCAGAGUGAGACGUCCAGACGACAUCGUCGUUCUUGUACCAGACGACAGAAUAGUAGAAGGAGUCGCCUAUGCAAAGAAUAUUGUAUAUGACGAGCUCCUUCUAAAACACUGA